Messenger RNA from Hippocampus zosterae (dwarf seahorse), 1164 nucleotides. It is a transcript of the gene cdca5, whose product is annotated as cell division cycle associated 5. NCBI's taxonomy places the organism in Eukaryota, Metazoa, Chordata, Actinopteri, Syngnathiformes, Syngnathidae. The coding region runs from base 25 to 864 and encodes 279 amino acids. The transcript has a single exon. The record is from RefSeq and is a predicted model, not a curated record.
CAAACACAUACGACCCACAAGACGAUGACGGAUUCGAAUAAACUAAACGACUCGUCGCAGCGAAGACGGUCCCCGCGGUUGACAUCUCCCUUGGUAAAUACGGAAAACAACAUGGCGCGUAACAGUAACGCUCCAGUCAAGCGUUUCACUUUGAAGAAAAUAGCGCCCAGGAAAACUACAACUGCAUCUGUUCAUACAUCUCCCUUGGUAAAUACGGAAAACAACAUGGCGCGUAACAGUAACGCUCCAGUCAAGCGUUUCACUUUGAAGAAAAUAGCGCCCAGGAAAACUACAACUGCAUCUGUGCACGACAAAGAAAAUACGCCGAGGCGAUCAGAGGGAAGCCAACAGAAAAAGGACAAGAUGUCCACUCCUGGUCCGGUUCGGGAGACCCGGCGGUCCUCCGGUGCAAAAAACAAGGCCGCCAUGCCAUCGCCGAUCCUUCCGCCAUCGACGCCGGUCCAGCCUUGUCCCCAGCAGCCAGUCGAGGAUGCACGCGAGGCGAUGUGGUCGCAGAAAGUGCGUCGCUCCUACACCAGACUCGGCGACAAAUCCUUCAACAGCCACGACGCCCGAGAGACUCUUUUCGGGUUUGAGAUGCUGCAGACCCCCGAAGUGGGACGAAGCGUGAGUCGGGCUCAGUCGACUCUGGAGGUUUCAAGUACCGCAUCUGGUCCCAGUUCCUUCAUUCUGGACGCCGAGGACUGCGUUCCGGUCCAUGACAUCCCCGGCGUGGCGUUGGCAAAGAAGAAAAAAAAACGAAGGAAGGUCCAGCAGAUCGACGUCACGGAGCUGGAUGCACUUUCGGCCAAGAUGAACGCCGAGUUCCAGGAGGCUGAACAGUUCGAGUUGGUUGUGGAGUGAAAUAAACAUGGAGACCGACAAAACACUGAACAGAGGGCGCCUGACAGCAUGUUGUGUUCAACGACAUGCUGAUUAAAUGCCAGUUUUGAAAGGACAGACAGUUCACUUAAAUGUGAUGUGUUGUUUUUUUUUCACAUGUUCUAGUUGUUCCUGCAUUAUAAUUCUGGCAUCAUGGUGUAACGUAUGGUCUUAAUGGGAUUUAUUCUGAACCGUUUUCUCUGUUUUAAUCACCAUUGUAUCGUUUAACUUGUUGCCUCUGUAAAGUCGUAUGUGAGACAAGAGUAAAGGUGAAGUUGCCUA